This is a messenger RNA of Aspergillus campestris IBT 28561, 2100 nucleotides long. Its product is annotated as guanine nucleotide exchange factor VPS9. Gene Ontology annotation, biological process: vesicle-mediated transport. Gene Ontology annotation, molecular function: ubiquitin binding; guanyl-nucleotide exchange factor activity; small GTPase binding. Lineage: Eukaryota; Fungi; Ascomycota; Eurotiomycetes; Eurotiales; Aspergillaceae. The record is from RefSeq and is a predicted model, not a curated record. The transcript has 5 exons. Gene Ontology annotation, cellular component: endocytic vesicle; cytosol. The coding region runs from base 1 to 2100 and encodes 699 amino acids.
AUGGAGUCUCCAAGCGAAUCGCGCGAUGCCGUCGCAGAAUCCUCGUCUCCCGCCUCGGCACCACCUGCCCCCGAACCAACAAAGCAGGAAUCGCUACCGGGACGCAUGAAAGGACUGUCAAUCUCGACCGGUACAACAGAUCCGGUUUCACCUUCCGUCUCCGAAGCUCCUCCUCCGCCACCAGAAAAAGACGAGGCCUAUCUCAACCCGAACUCGCAGCCCGCAAUGCCCCCGCAAUCCCCGACCAAACCUUCCUCCGAGUGGACCGAGAAAGAAUUACCCGAUGUUCCCGGGAAAGGCAAUGAUGAGAAGGGUGCCAAGAAAGCGGAGAGUGGCCAGGACGAUGAUUCGCAACCUGAAAUACAGCACAUCAUGGAGCAGUUCCGGGACUCUUUACAUGGCGAUGGCCAGGAGCAGAUCAUGUCGCCCCGGUUAGAACUGGCGGAGCAGUUUCUCAGUGGCGCUACACACUUUCCUCCCCGUCAUUCAAGCUUGGAUCAGCACAAGUCAUCUGCCGAGAGCGCCCAGAGCUCCGAUGCUGCUCAAGCAGCGUCAUAUUUGCCCGAGAAGCAGCGCCCGUCGAUAUCAAAGAACUUACCCAAGUCUCCUCCUGCCGAUGAGGUGUCGACGCGGCGGUCUUCCACGUCCACGGUUCCCCCGCUGCCAGAACCUGAACCCGACCAACCGUUCGAUUUUCAUCGAUUUCUCGAGCAACUGCGGCAUCGCACGGCUGAUCCGGUGGCCAAAUUCCUACGCUCUUUCCUUCACGAGUUCGGGAAACGGCCGUGGAUGGUCCACGAGCAAGUUAAGAUCAUCAGUGACUUUCUGACGUUUAUCACCAACAAGAUGGCUCUCUGUGAAGUCUGGCGCCAUACUUCUGACAGCGAGUUUGACAAUGCCAAGGAGGGCAUGGAGAAACUCGUAAUGAAUAGAUUGUAUUCCCAGACCUUCUCGCCGGCGAUACCAGGUCCGCCAGCAAUUCCCAGAAGCGCUAGUAGGAGUAAGCGAAGAGAGAUGGAAAGGCUCCAUGGCCCGUGGAGACGGGGUCAGCACCAGGAAGACAUCGAACGAGAUGAUGUGCUGGCUCAAAAGAUGCGAAUAUACAGCUGGGUCAAGGAGGAGCAUCUGGACAUUCUGCCAGUGAGAGCCAGCGGGCAUCGAUUCUUGAAUCUCGCUCAACAAGAGCUUUUGAAAAUCAACGGCUACCGGGCCCCUCGCGAUAAGGUCAUUUGUAUCUUAAAUUGCUGCAAGGUCAUUUUCGGUUUGUUGAGAAACACAAAGAAGGGCGAUACAUCGGCCGAUUCUUUUAUACCCUUAUUAAUUUACGUGGUUCUCAAGGCGAACCCAAAUCACCUUGUCUCUAAUAUACAAUACAUCCUUCGAUUCCGCAACCAGGACAAACUGACAGGGGAGGCUGGCUAUUACCUAUCGUCGCUGUCUGGCGCUAUCUCCUUCAUCGAGGGGCUUGACCGCACGAGUCUCACGGUGGACGAUGAGGAGUUUGAGCGAAAUGUCGAAGCCGCGGUCUCCGCCAUCGCCGAACAAAACCGCGAGUCUGAAUCCCUGGAGCGCAAACCGAGCAGCCGCUCAGCCGAGACUUCCCAAACCCCCUCACGAGCUUCGACUGAGGCCCCUCGGGGCCGAAGAGGGGCCCCGCAGUCCAGCGAGGAGGACAACGCACCAGUUGCGGGCCUCCUACGCACUAUCCAAAAGCCCUUGACCACCAUCGGGAAGAUCUUCUCCGACGAACCAGAAUCUCCAGAGGAACGGCCAACGCAGCCUGUAGCACCUGCCCAGUCUGGAGCAGCACGCCUUAAUCCCAACGUGUAUCAGCCCCCGCGCAAUAGUGGUGAAGAAUCUCGGGGUGGAAAUGCAGCCCAAGCACGGAAUAUCGACGCCCAAGAUACUGCAGCCCGCCAAGCUAGCGCUGAGGAUGCAGAGGCACGGAGGAUCCAGCGAGCCGAGCACAUUAAUGUGGUGGAGACCUUGUCGAACAUGUUCCCCAACCUUGACCGUGACGUCAUCGACGACGUUGUGAAGAUGAAAGAGGGAAGGGUUGGUUUGGCGGUGGACGCAUGUCUUGCUCUCAGUGCCGAGUAG